Molecule: messenger RNA, 879 nt
Organism: Loxodonta africana (African savanna elephant)
Lineage: Eukaryota; Metazoa; Chordata; Mammalia; Proboscidea; Elephantidae
Product: cystatin-13-like
Exons: 3
Coding region: 454-879 (141 amino acids)
Molecular function (GO): cysteine-type endopeptidase inhibitor activity
Source: RefSeq, a predicted model, not a curated record
GCCUGUGCAAAGGCUUAGAAUAAUGGCUGAGGGUUUCCACAUGUGCUUUGGGAGAAUAAGGUGCGUUCUGAGACCCAUGCUCUCCAGUGGAAGCAUGAGCUGCAGACCCUGUGCCUGUCUGUGCAUGUGUGUGUGCCUGGGCACAUGUGUGUGCCCAUGCAUGCAUGUGUGUGCAUGUGCAUGCAUGUGUGUGCAUAUGAGUGUGUGGUGGUAUGAAUCUACUCAGAAAGGAAAAUGCCAAGAUGGGAAAAUGGGCUGGACUGUGACUGCAGCUUAUUCACUCAGCUUCUUUUAAGGCGGAGGAAAAGGAGAAGCUGUAAGAGAGAGUUUUACCAGUAGGUCAUUCCUCUACCCCAGCAGUACUCCAAGAAGGUGUAGGGCAGAGAACUGUGCCUCAACAGAGGUGGCAGGAGCACCCAGCCCACCUCCAGCCUUGGCCCUGGAAGGACGGCCAUGGCCAGCCCCUGCCCGACCCUGCUGCUUCUGGGGGCCCUCGUGGCCUUUGUGUCCAGGAGUGCCCAAGCCUGGGGCUCACCAAAGGUGGUGAGAAAAUUCCAAGAUAUCCCUGAGACCUAUGUCUACGUGCAGCAGGCACUCUGGUACGCCAUGAAGGAAUAUAACAAGGCCAGCAAGGACAAGUACACCUUCAGGGUCAUGAAAAUCAUGAAGUCCCAGGAACAGGUCACAGAUAGUUUGGAGUACUAUAUUGAAGUCAAAAUUGCCCGAACAAUGUGCAAGAAAAUUUCGGGAGAAAAUGAGAACUGCUUAUUUCAACAAGAUCCCAAAAUGCAAAAGGUGGCUUUUUGCACUUUCAUUGUUGCAUCUAAACCCUGGAAAUUUGAGCUCAAUAUGCUGAAGAAACAGUGCAAAGAUGCCUAA